GCUUUCGCUUUCUUCCAGCUGGCAGCCGGCGGCGGCGCGGCUAUGGAGAACGGUUCCGUCUACAACGAGACGACCGAGCCGCAGGUCAAGUCGCCCCGCCGCCCUUUCGGCUGCACCCUGCGGCACCUGUGGGGAUGGCGGCUGCCGACCAAAGCGCUCCAAGCGAUUCUCUCUCUCCUGGCUGUUAUUUGUGAAGAAGUUGUGGAGGAUUGUAUCAAGUGUAGUGGACUUUACUUCUUUGAAUUCACAAGCUGCAGUGCCUUUCUUUUGAGCCUCCUGAUCCUGUGUGUGUAUUGCACUGAUGUAUAUGAAACAUGUGGGGAAGAUAAAGUACAGAGAGUGAAUUUUUGGGCCAUGCCAACCAUAGGUGCCUUUUUUCUGUUAGCGUCUAUAGUGCUUGCUGCGACCAGCGCUGAGUCUGCUGUUGAAAAAGCUGCAUGUACAUUUGGAUUUCUUGCAAGUGCUGCAUUUUUAUCUGAAACUAUGAUAGAGUAUUUUCACAGUCGGAAACAAAACGUAAACAGACGCUCUGAAAAUCCUGGCAACACUCAGUGUGCCACAGAAGAUCAGCCACUGAAUAAACAAAGCUAAUUUUCUGGAAUUAUUUCUUUUUUUUUUUUUUUUAACGGAGCAAACUAAAUUGAACUUUCAGUGCACUGUAGGUAACAGCUUCUGUCUCUUCCUUUUAAUCAAUUUUGUACACAUUGCUCAUCACAAAUUUUUAUAGAUUCUUAGGUCAAGUAAUGGCAUCUUGGGCAUCAUGUUCUAAGGUCCAGCCACCUGUCUGGGUGACAUACACUAAAAAACCCUUGUGUCUAAAUAGAAUAACUUAAGGACAACAAUGUGCCGAUUAGGUUUUGACAGAGGUGACUAAUAAAGGUUAAUGUUUGAUUAAUAAAUUCUGAGCUAUAGCCUAAAGAUAUUUUCUCUAUAAAUGGACCAGAUACUUUGUUACAAGUUAUAAAAUAGUACAGCAGAGUUCAUUUUUGUACUUACUGGUCAAACUGUGAAUGUAAAAGGGAUACCUAAUUGGACUCUUACAGAAAUGCUUAUCCUUACGUAAGGGCUUUUGGGGUUUUUUUACUAUUCAUAUGUCUCAGUUCUGUCUGUGGAGAUCAGUUUAAUGGAAUAGCGAGUGUAGGGGUUUUAUGGGGAAGGUAAUGUAAUGGUAAAUUAAGGAGAUGGUUUUUCAGCCCAUGUUUGUCAAGGUUUGGGCUUGUGUCCAGAAUCUUCUUUCAGAUUAUUUCGAAAGCUAUAGAAGUUGCAGGAACACACUUGAGAAGACAGCCCUGAGAGGGAAAAGACAAAGAAUAAAUAUUUUCACAAAGUAACCCAAAAAGUAGCAAUUGGAACAUCAAUGGGAAAAACAUUACAGCACAUUGGUACUACCCUGGUGAAUAUUACUUGCAAGGUUAAUACUGUAUGCCUAGUUAACGAUAAGUUUUGCCAGAAUGGUUAUGUACCCUGCCGUUGUCUUUGUUUAUAAAUAUGGUGCUACCUUGACACUUCUUGCUACUGACUAGGUCAGUUGGUAAACAGGUAAAUGAGCACUUGUACCCUGGAUUUGUCUUAAAAGUGACAGGCUGUAGGACUGCAGGAAACACUACUGAUGCAACAUGUAUCAGACAAGUGACAGAUAUAUCAGAUGUUGAUGGCUGUAAAAGGACUGAAGCGGUAAAAAGUGAAACUGCUAGACAUCACAUAAGAGGAAAGCCUUCAAAAGUAGGGCAAACUGCUGUAAGCCAGGAGAUGUUCCAAAAUACCAAAGCAAAUGAGAAAAAAAUGAUUAUGCAAAAACAAUUCUUGUUUGAGUGCUCAUGACAUUUGCUGUGUCUUCCAGGCAUUUAACUCCAUUUCAUCAAUACCCUAGUCUGACAAAUUUAUAGUCCUGUAACCUGUUGUGGCAGCACUGAGACUAAGCCCUCCAGAAAUUGGCUGAGCAAGCUGUAUUUGGUAAAGGAUGAGGAAGCUGUUGUACGACUGAGCACUGUAAAAGGUCAAAGUUUUUUUUUUCCAGUGCUGCCACUUUCUAAUGAAUGUGAGUUUGUGAUGUUCUUUCUCGAAGUUCUAAAAUUUGAGCCUAACACUACACUUUGCUUGGAGGAUGUAAAAUUUUGGCAGGUGGUGUGAAGCAUCAAGUUUAAGCUGUAGCUUGGUUUCAGAGCCAUGCAUAGAAGACAUACUUUCCUUCAUAAAAUUGCCUGCUUUGUGAAGAAGAAAUGCUCUUUGGGCUGGCUUCUUUUCCCCCCUUGUAUUUAUUAGUGUCCAUUUGCACUAAAACCUGAUCUCAUUCUAGGUGUAACAGAGCUUGCUGUAGCUGUCUCUGAAAACUGGGUAAUUAGAGAUGUUUUGUUUACAAGCCCUGUUACUGGUGAUAUGAAACUUGCUUUAAUGAGAAAUAUCUCUGCUACAAUUUGCAAUGUCUUUCUUUGGGGAUUGUGUCCAUAUCUAUGAUUAACAUUCUAAGGGAGUUUGGUUUUUUUGUUUUUUAUUGCCCAGGAUUCUACUGAAUUUGUUUUCACAUCAAAAUGUCUGUAGUCUCUAAACCUUGAUCUAUGAUUAAAAGCUGUAUAUAUAGUGUAAGAGUAACACUGUGCUGCUGCUAUUUAUUAAGCAGUGCAGCAUCAUGAUGGGACUUUCAUCUUGAGGUCAUUUUUGUUGUAAUUUUUCUCAGCUUGAAAACAUAUGAAGAGCGUUCUGGGCUUUGCUUCCUUUUUCUACAGACUUUUCCCCACCUAAGUGCUUUGUUAUUGGUGUCCAUUCCUGAACUGGAGAUACUGGUACUGAAAAAGAUCUGUAAAGUCACCUCUCUGCCUUGGCUUCCCUAUCUAUGAUUACAUACUGCUGAUACUUUACAGAGGAACUGAAAUACAGAGCAAGUUAUUUUUAUGAAAAGGUGCCACAAGGAGUUGGUGCCAGGAGAAGUGACUCUGACCGAGAUCUCCUGGCACCCACGAUCUGACCAUUAGGCCUUUUGAAACAAAUACUGGCAACCUUUGCAGAAUGGUUUGGUGGAUUCUCUUACUACAUACAUGCUGGCAUCCCUGGCGUGAUUUGGGUUGUUGGAGUGAGGGGGUUUUGGCAUGGGUUUUGUUUGCAUUUUAGCUGUUCCAAGUAGGGAGUUUAUACCCAUUCUCUCACCAACUGACUGAUCAAUGUAUAGAUUUGAGGAUCAGAUUCCAUCUCUGAAAGGAAUGCAAGCCUUGCCCCUCAGCUAAUGAAAACGAGAAACGAUAGUCUUUGGGAAACUGGUUAGUUGCUUUCCCGAUGCCAUAGGUGUUUACUAAUAGGAAGAGUCCUGCUAUACUUUACAACAAUACAUAUUGCUCCAUUCCAGAUACUGUUUAGCUGGCAUUAAUCUGGCAUGUAGUAGUUAAAUACUACAAGCAAGUCUCAUAUUAGUUCUAGGUUUAAGGCAAUUGCUAAAUCGUUGCUUCCAACCCAGUUGUUGGCUGACAAAGCAGUCUUUGCAUGGUGGUACUAUUAAUCCUAGGCUUAUAAGUAUUCGUUCUGUUUUAAAAUAGUUGAGAAGCAGGUUUGCUCAUGUGUAUGCUGCUCUUUGCUUCUGCGAGAUUGUUUCCCUAACUGCUUUAUCAGCUCCCUGAGAUAAAGGGGCAGGUGUGUGUCCCUCCUGGCUCCUCUGCUCUCCCAGGAUAGGUCAGGGAGAGAGACACAUCCUUGUUGCCAUGGCUGAGCACACUGGUCUCCUGCAGUCUUGACAUGCCUGCUUCCAUGCUUCUGGUGUCGGAUCCAGGCUUUGCGUGUCCGUCUUUUAAUUAGACUGAUCCCAGAGAAUGGCGUUGGAGCUGGAUUAAGCAUCUGGUUUUGCAGGAGCUCUGCGUGUGGCUGGAUGUCUCUUACCCCUCCUGUGCUCUGUCAGCAAAGCGGUCUGCUGCUUUCCCAGCCUGCUUCUGAUCAAAUCAGCCUGCUUUAGCUAAACCGGCUAUUUAAAUUGCUUACAUUAAGGUGGCUGAUUUUGACUGAAGUGGAUUAGGGAUUGUUCAGGAGAGUGGCGGGAGCUCCAGCAGAAGUGCUGUUACAAGGAACUGCCUUAAAUUUUUUCUUCUGUUUGUUAAGUAACCGUCUCUACAGUCUUUAACUGGUAGUAAAACCUGUGGAAAGAAGCAACAGCCCAGUAUGUCUAUCUGGGGUUUGCCUUCUCCCUUCUUCACCACGGUGCUUGGCAGCGGGGUUGUGAGCCUGCUCAGACACAUUAAAAGCUUUCGUCUUUUCCAGCUGAGCCCAUCCAAAAAUAUUUAAAGGCUCUGCACCCACUUUCGGGCUUUGUUUAUAGUGCCUUGAGAAUCAGUGGAGAGGAUUCUCCAGAACAUGCGAGGACUUGUUAAGUGGCUGGACUGAGAGUUUCUGCUCAAAAUCUGCACGGGCAUUGUGUAGAUUGUGAAUGUUAAUUGUUGUGUUUGGCGUUUAGCCCACAUUAAAAUCACAAUGCUACCAGUGCCCUUUGGGUUCUAAAUACGUGAAGGAAUUGUGCCUUGCUGCUUGCACCCUGUGCUUAAAAAUAGCAGGGAAGGGUUGUGGUCUCUUACAAUUAAGUUUUACCUUUGCACCCUCCAACUUGAAAAAACAGUGAGCUCUCUCACACAAUUCUCAGAGCUCUGCACAAGAUGUUUUUGCAUAAUGGCCAUCAAGGUGACUCUCAUUCAAAUUUGUGCAAUAAAAAUACCGAGCUUUCUACGCUGAAGGGGAAUACUUUGUGAAAUUUUUGAAAGGUUACAUAAAAUUGUAACGAAUUGAGAUGCUGGUAGUGCCUUUAAGAUGGAAAUUCAUCUUUAUUUUAGUCUAUUGCUGUAAGCAUAAGCAGUUCUCUAGAUAUUAAAUUUUAUGCUGUUCAGAAUGGUCUAUCAUUUUUAAUACCUUUGAGAAUUUAAAUGACUCAAUGAUUAUUAAAUCAGGAUGAUAAUAGAUUUUAUAUAUAAAAUAAAAAUUUUAUACAGUUUUGUUGCCAGUGUUGCCUUGAAUUUCCAUUUAAGUAAUUUUGAAAUGCUUAAGUAUUGUUUCCAUUCUCAAUCUGUGGUCUUUUUUAAUGUAUUAUGCUUUUUUUGUCUGAAGAACUUUCUAGAAUAUUUUGUAAUCAUUUUUUAAAUAAAAUAUUAGUAAAUAACU
Grus americana (Whooping crane) is the source of this 5124-nucleotide messenger RNA. RefSeq names its product CKLF like MARVEL transmembrane domain containing 6 (gene CMTM6). Gene Ontology annotation, cellular component: membrane. The coding region runs from base 43 to 591 and encodes 182 amino acids. The record is from RefSeq and is a predicted model, not a curated record. Lineage: Eukaryota; Metazoa; Chordata; Aves; Gruiformes; Gruidae. The transcript has 4 exons.